AUGGAAGCUGAAGAUAAAGAUGAUUGGUGUGCCCUCUACAAUUUGAAAGUUCCAGGAGACGCUGUUAUGCUCAUAAUGUCCAGAAAUUUUCGAAAGAUGAUCGUGGUGGAAAUUGGAAAAGGUUCGGAACUCGUUCAGAUGAAGUUGGAAAUCAAGAUGAAGUCUUGCGAAUUUGCAGAAAGAAUAAGAGCAUUGGGACUCGUUAGGGACAUGAUCAAUCGGGCUGCUUCUGAUUCUGCUACAGAUCAGUUUCAUUGGUACUUCAUGUUGGAAGCAGGAAGGAGAUUGGAAUUGAAAUCGAUCAUCAGGAACAAGUCCCGCAUUAUUGUUGUGCUAACAAGCUCAAGAAACAAACAUGCUUUGAAGCAGGUUCUUGGUGCUUCAAACGUCAUGAACAUGAUAAAGAGACUACAGCAGCGCAAGAGGUUGCACAGGAAGAGUUUCGGGAAUGACAUCACCGAUCUUUUCAGGAAUGCUGAUACACCGACAAGGAAUAAGUUUACCCAUUUAGCAGAAUCAGUGAAGGAUUCAGAAGGCACUGCUCAUAUAUUCUCACUGAUGCACAUUUCAGGAGAGCAAUUGGCCGAGUAUUCUCAUGCCGUCCUUGGAUUUCCUCUGCCAUACGAUGACGAUGUUGAGGAGUAA
Molecule: messenger RNA, 645 nt
Organism: Dovyalis caffra
Lineage: Eukaryota; Viridiplantae; Streptophyta; Magnoliopsida; Malpighiales; Salicaceae
Source: the annotation of a GenBank genome assembly